AUGUAUAUUCUCAAUAGAAAAUUUGUGCUGGGAGCAUUCCUGCUGACAGCUGUGACGUCGGCUAGUGCGAAUGAGGUUGCAAGUGAAGUCGAGAGAGACUUGAUUUCAUUCCAAGCUUUCGAUCAACUUCUUCAACAAGAUCCUCCUCCCACUGAUCCACCAACAAGGUCACCUGUGGAUGACAAUGGCGAGGGUGUACCCCGCACACCUCCUCCAUCGCCUCCGCCAACCGUAACACCCACGGGAUCGAGGGCUCCGUCAAUUUCCAAUGCACCUACUUCUACCCCGUCUAAGGAUCCUAGUUCGCAGCCUUCUGGAGCACCCUCUGGUAUGCCAACUGCUACGCCCUCCAGUUCCCCGUCGAAGGUCCCAUCCACCUCUCCUUCCAACUCUCCAAGUUCAACGCCCUCAAACGAACCAUCGGGCAUGCCUUCAUCAUCACCAUCCCAUGAGCCAACGGGAAGUCCUUCUAUGAGUUCGCGACCGUCGAUUCGAGGCCCAACUGCCAGUCCUAGUUCAACUCCUUCCAGCAACCCAUCGAGCAACCCUUCCUCGGCACCAUCUGGCGCACCCAGUGCGUCUCCUUCCCGCAACCCAACAAGCACACCUUCAGGGGCACCAACCGGCGCACCGAGCGUGGCCCCUAGCAACAUGCCGUCCUCAGUACCAUCAUCCGAGCCAUCGAGCAACCCUAGCAGUUCGCCUUCUAGAGCGCCAUCCCCACUGCCAUCAUCGGGGCCAUCGAAGAAUCCUAGCAGUUCGCCUUCUAGGAUGCCAACGGGUUUGCCAUCCAUCAACCCUACAGGAUUCCCUUCGAUUCCACCCUCGAGAAAUCCAACCAAUAACCCCACCCCAAAUCCGACACCUUUUCCAACACGCAGACCCACGCCUGCCCCUACCUUUGCUCCCACUUCUUGUCCAAAUCCCACGGCAUGUUUGCGAUUCCAAGACCAAGGAAAUACUGGUUUCUUUGCGCUUGAAAGGUGUGCUGCAUCUUGUGAUUUCGACAUUCAAUGCAAACAAGGCCUUGUUUGCUACAAACGAAGUCGUGGUCAAAGAAAUGUUCCAGGAUGCAUCGGAAAUGCUGAUGAAGUUGGUGUUGGAGACUGGAACUAUUGCGUCACUCCUCCAAGCAAUCAAUUGGUGCUUCUUGGAAAUCUACGACAGCCGGCUUCAGCCUACCCAUUGCGCCGUUGUGCUGGAGAUUGCGAUAACGAUGGCGACUGUGCCGCCGGACUUUUCUGUUUCGAACGAAAUGGAGGUGAAAAUGUACCAGGAUGCAUUGGAGGCGGCCAACCUGGAUUCGACUACUGCUACAAUCCUGGGAGUGGUUUCGAGCGUCUAAUUGUUUACCCACAACAAGAAUUUGACUAUUAUGAAUUGUUCCAGUGCGAAGGAGAUUGUGAUUUCGACAGUGACUGUGCGAUUGGAUUUAUUUGCUUUGAGCGAGAAGGCGGAGGCAGCGGAAGCGUCCCAAGAUGUGUCGGUAAUGCCAACGUGAUUGGCUUUGGAAAUGAUGACUUUUGCAUCCCACGGCCGAGGACCGACACGCUUAUGAGUGUUUACGAAAACGAAGUAGGUGGUGAUGUAGCUGGCGGAGGCGUUUAUCCCAUCCCUCGUUGCGCUGGAGAUUGCGACGUAGAUGCUGAUUGCCAAGGCGCCCUUACUUGCUUCCAACGCGCAGGAUUCACUGCCGUGCCGGGUUGCACAGGAACAGGAGAGGAAGAUUACGAUUACUGUAUCUAA
Molecule: messenger RNA, 1746 nt
Organism: Cylindrotheca closterium
Lineage: Eukaryota; Bacillariophyta; Bacillariophyceae; Bacillariales; Bacillariaceae
Source: the annotation of a GenBank genome assembly